Messenger RNA from Cebus imitator (Panamanian white-faced capuchin), 1092 nucleotides. Its product is annotated as RNA-binding motif protein, X chromosome-like. Gene Ontology annotation, cellular component: spliceosomal complex. The record is from RefSeq and is a predicted model, not a curated record. Gene Ontology annotation, molecular function: RNA binding. Gene Ontology annotation, biological process: positive regulation of mRNA splicing, via spliceosome. Lineage: Eukaryota; Metazoa; Chordata; Mammalia; Primates; Cebidae.
CUCCGACUCACGGGCAAAAAAAAAAAAAAGGUUGAAGCAGAUGGCCCAGGAAAGCUCUUCAUGGGUGGGCUUAAUACGAAAACAAAUGAGAAAGCUCUUGAAGCAGUAUUUGGCAAAUAUGGAGGAAUAGUAGAAGUCCUCUUGAUGAAAGACCGUGCAACCAACAAAUCAAGAGGAUUUGCUUUUGUCACCUUUGGAAGCCCAGCAGAUGCUAAGAAUGUAGCCAGAGACAUGAAUGGAAAGUCAUUAGAGGGAAAGGCCAUCAAGGUGGAACAAGCCACCAAAUCAUCAUUUGAAAGUGGUAGACGUGGGCCACCUCCACCUCCAAGAAGUAAAGGCCCUCCAAGAGGUCUUAGAGGUGGAAAAGGAGGAAGUGGAGGAACCAGGGGACCUCCCUCACGGAGAGGACACAUGGAUGACAGUAGAUAUUCCAUGAAUUUUAACAUGAGUUCUUCUAGGGGACCACUCCCAGGAAAAAGAGGACCACCACCAAGAAGUGGAAGAGAUAGUCACGGAAGUCCACCUCAAAGAGAACCGCUGCCUUCUCGUAGAGAUGUUUAUUUGCCCCCAAGAGAUGAUGGGUAUUCUACUAAAGGCAGCUCUUCCAGCAGAGAUAACCCAAGUUCUCGUGACACAAGAGAUUGUGAACCACCACCACGAAAUUAUACUUGCGAUUACGGUCAUUCCAGUUCACGUGAUGACUAUCCAUCAAGAGGCUAUGGCAAUAGAGAUGGAGACGGUCGUGACUAUUCAGAUCACCCAAGUAGAGGUUCCUACGGAGAUUCAUGUGAGAGUUAUGGUACCUCACCCAGUGCUCCGCCAUCUUACAGAGGAAGCAGUCGCUAUGAUGAUGACGGCAGCUCACGUGACAGAUAUGGUGGAAGUCGAGACAGUUACUCAAGCAGCCGAAGUGAUCUCUACUCAAGUGGUCGUGAUCGGGUUGACAGACAAGAAAGACGGCUUCCCGCUUCUAUGGAAAGGGGGUACCCUGCUCCACAUGAUUCCUACAGCAGUUCAAGCCACGGAGCACCGAGAGGUGGCGGCCGUGAAGGAAGCCGAUCUGACAGAGGGGGAGGCAGAAGCAGAUACUAA